AGCCGGCAGUGCGAGAAACCGGAAGAGGAAGUGAUUGCGCCAGCCCGGCCGUGGCAAUGCAGAGGGAGGAGAAGCAGCUUGAGGCAUCAUUAGAUGCACUGCUGAAUCAAGUGGCUGAUCUGAAGAAUUCACUGGGGAGUUUCAUUUACAAGUUGGAAAACGAGUAUGACCGGCUCACCUGGCCCUCUGUCCUGGAUAGCUUUGCACUGCUCUCUGGACAGCUGAACACUCUGAACAAGGUCUUAAAGCACGAGAAGACACCCCUGUUUCGUAACCAGGUCAUCAUCCCUCUGGUGCUGUCCCCAGAUAGAGAUGAAGACCUCAUGCGUCAGACCGAAGGACGAGUGCCUGUUUUCAGCCAUGAGGUCGUCCCUGACCAUUUGAGAACAAAGCCUGACCCUGAAGUUGAAGAGCAAGAGAAGCAGCUGACAACAGAUGCUGCCAGAAUUGGUGCUGAUGCAGCGCAGAAGCAGAUCCAGAGCUUGAAUAAAAUGUGCUCAAACCUUUUAGAGAAAAUCAGCAAAGAGGAACGAGAAUCAGAGAGUGGAGGUCUCCGGCCAAACAAGCAGACUUUCAACCCUGCAGACACCAAUGCCUUAGUGGCAGCUGUUGCCUUUGGGAAGGGGCUAUCUAAUUGGAGACCUUCAGGUAGCAGUGGUCCUGGCCAACCCGGCCAGCCAGGAGCUGGUCCAAUCCUUGCAGGAGCCUCAGGAUUACAGCAAGUUCAAAUGGCAGGUGCUCCAAACCAGCAGCAGACAAUGCUCAGUGGAGUCCAGAUGGCUCAAGCAGGUCAACCAGGGAAAAUGCCAAGUGGGAUAAAAACCAACAUCAAGUCGGCUUCAAUGCAUCCCUACCAGCGGUGAGUGUGGACAGCAGCCUCCACUCUCAGGUGAUCCGUGCCGAGUUGGGCAAUGAAAUUAUCUUUUACUCAAGGCUUACGUAGAUAGGUACAAUGAAAAGAACACAGGCUUUCAGCAACAGACAAAUCUCAGCUCCUCUGUGAAGAGCUGUGCGACCUUGGGAAAGUGACCUAAUUUCUCUGAGCCCAGGUUCUCAUUUGUAAAUGGUCAUAAUACCUACCUCAUAGGGUUGUUGUGAGGAUUAAAAUGAGAAAAUGAAUGUAAAACACUUAGCAUGGUAUAUGAAAUACUGGGUCUUGAAUAAAUGAUAGUUAUUUUUUACCUUUCCACCCUGCUAUUUACUGUCCUUUACCCAGAAUGCGCUGUGGUUGAUACAGCUCAAUGACAGUGGUGCGCUAAUGGAGACAGGAUCAAGUAAUCCAAAGACCAUGGCAGCCUGCAUGUCUUGAAGGUAUAUUUUUGCUGUAGGCUCUCCUGCCCAGGUUCCAUCCUGUUGGCUCCAUCCAGGCUGCAGGUGAAGAGGUUUCUGGGCUGGGACACCGUCCACCAGGUCUGGUGAAACUAGUUCUGCUUUUACCUGGAAAAUAGGGAAAAGUACCCAUCUUUUACCCUACCCUGCCUAUGAAGAUGUCUAGGGAGCAGUAGGUGGGAGAUUUCUUAGGAAGGGGCCCUGUCAGGCAAUAGCACAGAUGAAAUACCAUCUUCCUCCUUUGAGACAAAUUGUACUUCACACUGUCGUUUGUCACGGUUGCCUUGUCCUCACAGUCAGUACUCCCUGUUUCUGUCCUCUUCCAUGGCACUCAAUGUGUGGCUCAGAUAAAAUCCAGAUUGAAAGUGGGAAGGGCACAGCCCCAUCCACCUUGUCUGCUUUUGGAGAGUUGAAGAACUGUCCAAAAGGACAGGCAGCCAUGUUGCCUUUCUCAGCAUUCUUUCAUGGGCAAGGGCAGGGAUUGAGUCAGCAGAAGUGGGCCAAAGGGUUUCUUUGUUCAAUAAAGUUAUUUAAAUUGAUUUUCACUGACUCAGGGUUGUCUGAUUCAAAUUUAUGAACAAUUUACCAGGUAAUUCUAAUUCACCUUAAAGUAUUCCCUUAUCUUUAAUUUUUCUUUAUUUAAAGAUCCAAAGAGUUUCUUCCAGCUGCACUGUUGGUGUUCUCUCCUGCCACACACUAAUGCUUUGGUCUUUGGUCUUUGUUAAACAACAUUCUACCAGGCUGUGGCAGCAAAGGCCUGGAAAAGUGGUCCUCUGUUGCUGGGCUAUGGAAACAUGAGUGGUGUUGACAAAGCUAAUUGACCACAGAACACUGUACCAGGGGAGUCCUGUCAUCUGCUCUGAGGCAAUGCCAAACCUUUCUCCCACUUAAAUUGGCCGGGUCAUUAGCCCAUCCAGGUGUUGUUUAUCUUCUCAUCUUUUCUCUUCCCACUAAAUGUCAAAGCUGACUGGGGUAUUGAAUAGAACUCUAGCUGGUCUUUUCCAGACUCUCAGAGUAUCUUCCAGUGACUGCUGGCCUUUGCUCCACCUGUAACCAACCCUGGGAGUCUUUGUUGUCCCAGCUAAACUGACUUCAUUCCCCCCAUACUAUUGAAAUGGCUUCCUUGUCCUCCAAGAACAGGAAUAUCUUCCUGCUGCAAGAGGAGCAUUCAGGGCCUCACCUACAUCUCAUGCCCUUAAGCAAACACUUUGGUGGUGGAGGCACCCACACCUCUCUUAGUUGCUCUGGUAGCACAUACUGUCAUUUCCACCGCCUCCUCCCUCUAGAGCUCCAGACAUCUCAGCAUACAAAUCUGCUGCUCUCCCACUUUGGGGCUCAUCUACCAGUUCACCCCACAAUGGAAAGAAUGUCUGGAACCCCUACUAUUUGCUCUCUCAGGAGGAAUGUAUGUGGAGUUGCCUAUGGAAAAGAACACUGUUUACUUGCUCAGAUUUGGGUUGUAGAUGACUUGCACUGUUUUAGCGUUCCUGUUUCUAACUAUCGUCUGCUGCACUUGGGGCCCUUGGCCAGAGGUCUGCUCCAUUGUCUCCCAGGUUUGCUCUGGGAUGGAGAAAGCAGCAACAGGUGUGAAACUUCACGUCUUCCCACAGCAGUUUAUCCCACUUUGGAAUCCAUGUCAAGCCCGACAAGGUUACGUAAGACCUUUCUCUCUAGCUCUGCCCUGAGGCUGGAAUUCAGCCAUUGCUGAUUGCCCUGGCCACCUAUUCUUUCUCUUCUUCCAUUGUAGAAUUGCUGUCCUACUUAGCUGGCUCACCACACUCAACUCUUUUUGGGGACCAUAGCUAAGAUGGAUAGGUUGUAGCCAAGUGUCCUUGUAGCUUUGUCGAGCGCCAGCACUCGGACAGGCUGGAGAGGGUGAGCCACCUCUUCGCCUGCUGAAAGGAAGAAGCUAAACUCGGCAGGAAUGCCCCCAAUGUGAGGCCGAGCCCCUUUCCACCCCCUCCACACCUCCCCCAAGCAGCUGGAAACAACCUCUCCCUUUGUCUGAGUUUCUUGUACAGAAUAAUCCUCCUUAUGGACAAUGUAUUCUCUGUGUCUUGUGGACACAGGAGCCGUGUGCGCUGAUCCCAGCACUAGGCAGGACGGAGGCUGAAGCCUUCCAAACGCCACCCUGCUCAGCUCCUGAUCGAUGUCCAGUGGACUAAGAGUUGGACAUUUUCCCUGUGUGUCCAGAUUGGAGUAGCAGCAGAGCCUUUUGUGGCUUGUUGCUGACCAGUAGUAUGACCAGGAGUUGUGCUCCCUUUUCUGGUCUGCCCUGAGUGUUAAGCACCAACUUGUAGAGGUUUGAUGUGAUUGCUUCCUCAAAGUCAGGAAUGUGCAGGGGCUAGCACUUGGAAAAUGAUAGGGACAGGAAGUGAAUUUUCUGGCAGGCCAUGGUGCUCCAUCGUGUCACUUGGACAUCAACAUGUACUCUAGUCCACAGGACAAACUUCUUUCUUUAGCAGGCUCUGUCUGUCCUGUGCCUGACUCUCAUGUGUCACUGAGGCAGAGCCUUGGUCCCUCUAAUGCGGUCUUUUGUUAAGAGCCACAUGCCCUCAGAAUGUGAGCUACUACUUGAACACUUCCCAAGCAUGGCAGAGACCAAGGCUGUUGUGUUCCUUGUGCCUCCCUUACCUCACCCAAAAGACCCCAGUGAUAUUUCUAAGCUAGGCAGUUGAUGUCGACUCCAAAGGCCACUUAUGUGUACUUUCUUUUUUGUUUUAUUUUUCUUACUGCAUAGCUGUGUCACAUAAAUAGGGCAGAUUUCCUAAAUUCCUCAAGCCCCUAAUAGCUCCUUCUAACAUUCUUUGUCAUGAGCCUUCUUCUAGAGUAGUGAUUCUCAACCUUCCUAACGCUGCGGCCCUUUAAUACAGUCCCUCAUGUUAUGAUGACCUUCCAACCAUAAAAUUAUUUUCGUUGCUACUUCGUAACUGUAAUUUUGCUACUGUUAAGAAUCAUGUAAACAUCUGUUUUCCAGUGGGAUUGUUCGACCCCCAAAGGGGUCUUGACGCACAGGUUAAGACCUGCUGCUCUAGCCCAUGUCCCUGGCGCUCUUCUCUAGCAUUCGUGCCUUUCUCAUGAAGAUGACCCAAAGAGGUGGUGAGGUAGCCAGGUGUGGUGGCGCACACCUUGAAUUUCAGCACUUGGGAGGCAGAUGCAGGCAGAUCUCUGACUUUGAGUCUAGCCUGGUCUACUUAAUGAGUUCUAGAAUAGCCAGAGCUAUUCUAGUGAGAAUAGCUAGUGAGACCCUGUUUCAAAACAAACAAAAGAGAGGUGGUGAAGUGGCUGUGGAUUCGAAGUUAACUUCCCACUCUCAAAGGUCUUUCUCCUCUGGACAAGAUAAAUAUAUGGAAGGAUUUUUUUUUCAGUCCAGAUUAUAUUUGGUGUAACUUUGAUAACCCUACCUACUUGGCCUAUAGUUAACACAGGUUCUGUAUGUCUAAACUCAGUCAUCCCUCCCCUCAUGCCUGUUUCCCAGUUUUCCUGGAAGCAACAUAAGCCAGGAAUAUGGGAGCACCGUGAACUUUUUCUUACACGUUCCCAGCUACCUCCGCCAUAUGAUAGUAACUUCACCUCCUGAACCAAAUACAGAGUGCCCUGAGUGGCUUACCUUUCUACUUCCUGCCUCUCCACUGCCUCCCUUGCUCUCACCCCACCUCCCUAGUGUGUGGUCCUUUGGAUUGCUGUGUUUUCUCACAGUCUAUGUGGAGAUCAUCUUUUAUUCUUUAAGCUAGUUUCUCUGGAGUCCCCCUGUUUUCACGGCCUGGUUAAUGAUGUUUUAAGAGUCUUCCAUAGUAGAAAUCUUUCUCUGACUCUGUUCUUAUGUUACUUAACCUCUCCGUAUCACUUGGCAAUGCUGACUAUUUACUUUAAGUCUCUUUCCCUGCACUGGCUUCGAUCUCAGCCUCUUGUUCUCCCACCUCACUGGAUAGCCCUCCUCAGCAGCUUCGGGACUUCUGAACUUAUGCCUUCUCGAUUGCUGCUCUUCUCAACGUCACUUAACCCCUUCUUAAGCUACCUACCUUCCAUAUGUGCACAUCCUUUUGUGUACAACUCAAACAAGUGUCCUUUUCAGCUCAGAUCUCUGUUGAAUUGCAGGUUGCUAUUUUGAUAUCCCUGGUCCAUUUGACCCACAGUUACCACAGGUUCCAGGUGUCCAAAUCCAGUCAUCCUUCUUUCUCCACGCUUGUUUUUCUUCUAGUUUCCUUGGGUAUUAUCUAAGCUAGGGACAAGGGAGCACCCUAAACUAUUUCUCCCACGUGUUCCCACCUAGCUCCCCUAUGUCCAAUACCAAGCUCUGUCAGUUUGUGUCUCCACAACACCUAACCCAUUCGCACUCAGCUGAGCCUCUGAAACACUCCCAGUGAGAAUAUUAUUCAGACAGUCUCCCUACAUCUGGAAACUACAGCUUCUCUUCCCAGAAGCUGCCAUGUCUUUCUAGAUUACAGAUCUGAUCCUAUUAUUCCCUUGCUUAAAAUCUUUUUAACCGUUUACCCCUGGUAUUUCUCAAAGUGGGGUUCACACAUCUAGCAAGUUGGUAAAAAAGCCAUAGAAUAAAACUAUCCUGGAAUUUAUUAUUUUUGUUAUUGUUAUUAUUAUUAUUAAGUCCGGGUUUCUCUGUAGCUUUGGAGCCUGUCCUGGAACUAGCUCUUGUAGACUCAGGCUGGCCUCAAACUCACAGAGAUCCGCCUGUCUCUACCGAGUGCUAGGAUUAAAGGCGUACGCCACCACCACCUGGCUAUCCUGGAAUUUUCAUUUUACUUGAUGGUAAUUUAAAAUGAAAUGGAACUCCUGUGUGUGUGUGUGUGUGUGAGAGAGAGAGAGAGAGAGACAGAGACAGAGACAGAGAGAGACAGAGAAAGACAGAGAGACUAGGAAUUGAGCCUAGGGCCUCAUGCAUAAUAGACAAGUGUUCUGUACCAAGCUCCAUUCCCAGUUCUCUUUUUACUUUCGUUUUGGUAAGGGGGUUUCACUAAAUUACCUAGGCUGGCCUUGAACUCACUGUAGCCCAGGCUGGCCUUGAAUUUGGGAUCCUCCUGCCUCAACCUCCCAAGCAGCUGGGAUUACCAUCCUGUACUAACAGGCCCAGCCAGGCAGUCAGAUUUAUUAAGAGAAAAUAAGAUUUCAAGGAAAUCUGGACUAAAGGGCUUCAGACUACGUGGCAGAUUUCCUGGGACUAUUUAAAAGUGGCUCACAGUUUGUGGAAAGGCACGCAAGUCUCUUUGACCUAGUUGCCUGCCUUCUGGCUUAUUUUGUUGAUUUGCCAGCUGCUUAAUUCUAAAAGCCAUACAGAUGGCCUGGUAUGGCUAGUUCUUUCGAGCCUCCAUUUUUCUCCUACUACACUUUGCUUUAUCAUCCUGUCUGAUAGUCAGCCAUGUUUCUUUUGGGGGAAAGGGUUAUUAAACUGGAUUUCAUCCAACUGAGGCUGGCCUAAAACUCUUGGCAAUCCUUUUACCUCAGCCUCCUAAUCACCAUGCCAAAUUCCCAAUCAAUUUUUAAAACUGGGCUCCAAUGAGGCUUUUAGCACCCCAACCUAUCCCCAAUUCAGUGCCACUCCCACCAAGAAAGGUCACUUACCUCCUUUUAUGCUCCACGCUCCACUUUUGUACCUUGUACAGACGUCUUCUAGUUCCGCCUGCCCUUCAAGGUCAAGCACCCUGAAGUCAACUUAACCUGUUAGAGUUGAGUCACAGUUUUUCCACCUGAGAACUUCACGGUCUUUGAGAAGAUAAUGUAUUUCUGGUAUCGCAUAGCAUGUGGCUACCUGUGGAAGUGUUGCUUUUAUUUCUAUUAUGAUUCAGUUUUGGAGUGGUAAUAUGAAAUAACUUUGAUAAGCAUGGUGGUACAUGCCAAUAAUUAUGGCACUCGGGAGGCAGAGGCAGGAGGAUUGCUGUAAGUUCUAGGCAAGCCAUAGCUACAUAGCAAUACUGUUUAAAAAAACAAAUAAGAAGUACAGAUAUAGACAUAUGUAUAUUUGUGCAUAUAAAUAUAUUUGUGCAUGUGUAUAUAUUUGUGGUGUCACAUUGCUUGAAUUUAAAUCCUAGUCUAGCUGCUUACUAGCUGUAUAGUGCUGGGACAUCAAAAUAUGUGUUCUGUUUCCUUAUUCCAGUAGAUAUUCUAGAAGGUUGUUUAAAAUGGUGUCUGACAACAGGAGAACCUUGAUACAUCUUAGCUAUUCCUAACUAGAAAUCUGCUCCCUGAAGUUACUUGAAUAAAUGAUUGACCAGUUCCUCUAAGAGGCCAUAAACUCUUCCUCCUGCCACUCCUCUAUGCUUAUGCCUAGAGAGCUGCCCUCAGAGACACCCUUGUAUGAGUUUUAUUCCCAGGGUCUCCUUAGCAACUGUACAGAGUUAGCAAUGGAACAUUUUUACACUGAGCUGACUGAUACUGUGAAUCGAUUUUGUAUCUAGUUUUGUGACUUAUUUCUCUCACUUAGCCGUUGCUUAUGCUCCUCUCUGAAGCCCCAGUGUGGUCCUGAAUUAUGUCCUUGAAGAAGCUUCCUCACCUAAGAUGUUCUUUUUCAAAGUCUCUGAAUGAUGUCUCAUCCCUGUCUGAACCAGCUAACAACUCAGUUCAGUCUUCUGCCCCUAAAGGGGGCUCGUCAUCACUCAGAUUCCUCUCCUAGCAGCUGUGAUAAGCCCCUGCUUCAAUUGUCUAUACUUCCAAAGCACACGCUGGGCUGAAGGGAUUACUGGGUAUCAGAGCCAGAGCUCCAUGGUCCCGGGUCUGUCCCUCCCGCCACACUGGCCACUGUUCUUUAGACAUUGGUCCAUGGCAUCCUCUACCAUUCUCACCACUUUGCUGUAAAUGCUCUCAGCUGUAGCCAUCAGGACACUGGGGGUGGGUACUGCCCCCUUGGCUUAACAUGCUCUGCCCACUCAGAAUGUCAUCCUCCUUCCUGUCUCCACUCCUUGUUCACGCAGUGAGCAAUUCAUCCUUGCAGUUUAAAUGUCACCAGUCCUGAAAGCUUGUAGUGUGUCCCCCUGAACAUUUGACCACCCUUAAGCAACCUUUCUUACAUCCUCUACACAAUUCCAUUAGAGCAGCUUUUAUUUUAUCGCAGCUAGUUCAAAUCCUAGCCCAGACACUCACCCAUUGUCUAAUCUUAAGACAAAUUGUUUCACUUUGAAGAACUUCAGUUGCCACCUCUGUGAAAAGGAGCUUACUUUGAAGGACACUUUCAGCCAGGAUACUGAAGUUUAACCCGUUAAGUAGCUAUAGCUAUACUUUUCGACGGGAUGCAGUCCAGCCUUCUUUCAAGUACAUACACGGUCCUUAAGGCAAAUAGCAAUCAAAUGCUAUUAUUCUCUUAUUCUCUCUCCUAAGAAGUCAAUUUUACCUAAUUAGACAGUUUUGAUUACAACAUUGCAAUUAGGCUAUUUUAACUUAAGAAGAGAGAGGUAUGUGGGACAGAGUGUUAGCUGUGCAAACAUGAGGAUAUGGACUUGGAUUUCCAACAUCCAUAACCACGUGUGAUAUCAGGUUGUGAGGUCGAUGUAGGAAGGUCCCUGGAGCUUGCUAGUCAGGCAGUUUUGUCACUCAGUGAGCUCCAGGUUCAGUGAGAUACCCUUCUCAAAAAGUAAGGUAGAGAGUUGGAGAGUUGAGUCGGUGGUCAAGAGCACUUGUUGCUUUUGCAGAAGACCAGGGUUGGAUUCUUGGUACCCAUACUGCAUCUCACAACUUCCUGUAACUCUAGUUCCAGGGAUCUGCAUGUGGUGUACAUACAUAUGUACAAGCAACACACACACACAUGCAGAGAGAGAGAGAGAGAGAGUCAAAAAUUAAAAAAAAAAAUAGACAGCCAUAGCAGAGGACACCAGACAUUGAUCUCUUGUCUCCACAUGUGCACCCACAGGACCAUGCAUCCACAUACGUAAACACACAUAAUUACACAAGCUCAAAAAAACAAAAGAAAGAAAGGAAGGAAGGAAGGAAGGAAGGAAGAAAGAAAGAAAGAAAGAAAGAAAGAAAGAAAGAAAGAAAGAAAGAAAGAAAGAAAGAAAAGGAGACCCACCUGCACUUGAGCUGUGUGUGGUUUUUAGACGGGCUUAGGGUCUCCAAGUUUGUUCCCUGCCUCUGCAUCUCUCCAUUCUGCUUCAUUGGGAUCCCUCUCAUGGAAGAACUGUAGAUUUGCCAGGUUAAAUGCUAUGAAGAGCUUGGAUCUGGGGGAUGUUGCGGAAGACAUAGAAGUAGUAGGUGAGGAAUGCGUUGAGAGAAGUGAAAGCAGGGACAGCCCCAAACUGGAGCUGCCAUUGUAUGCACUGUGCGGUGCCACCUCUAGAGAGAUCCUUGGACCUCAUUUUUCUGCAUUCACAGUCCUGGGCUUCAGAUUGCCUGUGAUGUGUGUCUCCUCACCUCAGCCUCGGAAUGUCCCAGACUGCAUUCAUGUUCCGUCCACUCCACCCAUGUUAUAGGGCUUGCAUCAGGCCUGGGUUCUCUCUGUUCUCUCCACCACUGAUGUAGGCCAGACAUGUGCCAUAUCUGUGCCUCUGAAUAGGUCCCCGUCAGUCUCACUCCCUUCUUCUGCUUUCUUUCUGAUACACACUUACUGCGGCAGGUUUGUCCGUCAGAGUACUAGAUGGACCAUGUCAGUCUUUUUAUUAUUUUUUUAUUUUUUUUUUACCAUGUCAGUCUUCUGCUUAGAAAUCUUUAAGGGCAUCUCUACACAAACAGCUCCUCAUUUUAUUUUUUAAAUCCCAAACAAUUCAUGACUUCAGGCCAGUCUCCAUUUUUACCUAUGUGAGUCACCAUAUCUUUGAGACAGAGUGUCCCUUGCAGCUCCCUAUGCCUGUCCUGUGCUUUCCUGGGUUCAUUCCUUUGUAUGUUUUCCUCAGCGGUGCUCACUACAUAACCUUGAGCUAGUCUUCAACCUCUCUAACUCCCCGUUUCCAUCUAAGACCUGAUGGCAGUGCUGACAUUACAGGACUCAACCGUAAGAGCAAAAGAAAAGUACCUGGCCUCAGGCUGUUCAGAGGAAGGACUGAAUAGAAUGGAAAUCUCUCUGCCAUUCUUGAUCCUUCUCACAGGUCUUGCUAAUUCUUUCUCUUCCUCCCUAAUAACCUGCUCUGGUUUGCUCCCUAAUAAAAAAACCUCUCCUCCCUCCUCAGUGUUCUUCUCCUCCCCAGUCUCUUCAGUUUCAUGCACACUGAUUGGAACCCAUAGUGCAUGGCACUGGCUGCAUGCCUAUCAAACCUCAUCUCUCGCCAUCCAGGGCCUCGAGCACACUUUCAGAUUAGAGAUGAAGAUGAGUGUUUGCAUGCUGUCUCUCCCUUUUGUCAUCAGAUGCCUUUCUAGUCCUGGCCACUUUAGCCAGGAACCAGAAAUCUGGCUGGGGCCCAGGGCCCUGCAGAAUGAUUAACUGGAACACCCUUCACCCACAUAUUUGCUCCCCAUACCUUACAGGUGUAACCCCCUCUCUGCUUCUGUCUGGUGCUGUAUGAUAGAAGUACCCUUUGUCUUUCACAAGAUGGGGUAGGUAGGAGCUUGAUAGUUCUCAAGAGGCUGCCUUAGAGAACCCUGAGUCUCCCACAGUCUUCCUCCACUGUUACACUCACUCAUAAACAUCUGGUAUACCUUUUCCCACUUGGCACUGCCAUUCCUGCUUCUCUGAUCCUUCUUGUACUUUUUUCUUUUGUGCCCAAACAGCUUCACUCAUGUACUAGAGUUGGUAGAAUUCAUACAGGUGGUGGCUUUCAGGCUGAAACACAGGGAAAAUGUCAUUACUUCUUUUUCCCCUAGAGCAGUGGUUCUCAACCUUCCUAAUGCUACCACCCCUUAAUACAGUUCCUUGUGCUGUAGUGACCCCCAAACAUACAACGAUUUUGUUGCUGCUUCAUAACUGUAAUUUUGCUGCUGUUAUGAAUUGUAGUGUAAAUAUUUGCUAUGCGACCCCCAAAAGGGUCCUGACCCACAGGUUGAGAACCGCUGCUUUAGGGAAAGAGGACAGAGAACAUUUCCUUCAAGAGCAGUGAGUAAAGAGUGAGUCUGUCAGGGUGGGACUGAGAAUGAAGCUGCCAUUUCACUUCCCGGGUGUCAGAAAGGCUCCUUUAAGGGAAGGGACUGUGGCUGUUGUAGCAGUCUUCCCCACUUCCCUGGGAUUUCAUUCUCAUCUGUCUUGUAGGCUCAGAUCUUCCAGUGUGUCAGCCUGCUCUGAUUUGGUUUGCUUUCCCUCUCACCUCCAAGACCUUCCAUGUAGCUUCCUUGCAGAUCCCAACCUGUCCCAUAGAGGUCCACUCUCCUAACCUAAGUUCACUGGAGCUCAUAUGUACCUGCAGUCUCAGCACUCAGGGAGCUGAGGCAGGACUAGAGAAUUCCAGGCUAGCCUGGGCUGUAAAGUAAGGGCCUACCUUUUUUUUUUUUUUUUUUUCUUUUUUUGGUUUUUCGAGACAGGGUUUCUCUGUGGCUUUGAAGCCUGUCUUGGAACUAGCUCUGUAGACCAGGCUGGUCUCGAACUCACAAAGAUCCGCCUGCCUCUGCCUCCCGAGUGCUGGGAUUAAAGGCGUGCGCCACCAUCGCCCGGCAAGGGCCUACCUUUAAAGGGCAGUGGGACAGCAUUAGGAAGAUGUCCCAGACAGUAAAGUGCUUGCCACCCAAACAGGACUUGAGUUUAAUUCCUAGCACCAAUGCAAAAGAUUGGUGUUACUCUGCACACACUCUCAGACACCUUUAUAAAAGAAACAAAGAAAAACAAAACCCCUAAACCUGAAUCUCUGAUGAAGAAGGCCACCAUGCACGGUCUCCAGGGUGGGGUCCUCUGUGCCUAGGAAGCCUGCCCAAAUGCCUGCCAUCAGUACCGUUUCCUAUUGCUGACGCUCAUGCUCACUGAAUGCCUCCCUCACCCUCUGCUGAAGAGAAUCUAGUCCUCCUUUAUGAAACUCUCAAUUCCAUCCCAACCUACUGACAGACUUCAUGUCUACACAUUCAGUCUGUGAGGUGUUUUUCUUAGCCAAAGGCCAGUCUAUGUGUGUGUGUGUGUUCCUGGUGGGUCCCAUUGUUUCUUUCCAUACAGCCUAUAAACAAAUUCCAGCCCUUUCCUAUUAAAAACAACCAUUAGAAUCAAUUUAGAAGUGAGAGGCAGGCACUGGUUCUGAAAGCUCCCCCAGGUGAUUCCUGUGCGCAUCCAGAGCCAAAAAUUAUAAGUAGAGACUGGGGAUGGCCACACAUGCCUGUAAUCGUAGCACUGAGGAGACAGAAUGGGGCAGGAGGACCUGGCAUCUGAGAGCCUGUCUCAAAAUGCGCAUGCACACACACAUGGGGGGGGUGUCAGGGAGGCUGGGGGUGCUCUCUGGGCUGGAGCUCUACUAAGCUACUAAGAGUUUCCAACACCUGCCACAUCGUUUGCUUCUAGGCCAUUGCAUGCUUCUCUGUGUCUCAAAGGCCCUCCCUGACUGUGAGAAACUGUUCCUGAGUGCUCAAUUCAGGUGUCCUUCCCGAGAAGCCUCUAAGAAUUAACCCCCACCUUUGAUGGAGUCCCCACUUCCCAGAGCGUUCAUAAGCCGCUGGGUCUCUCUUUGGGAAGGUUCACAUGCUACUCUGUGUUGUUCACUUGUGCGUAUGUCUGCUCUCCUAGGCUGGGGCUUUGCCAGAGUUCAUUAUGAGCGGUUUCCAGUGUGCUUUCCUAAUGGAGAUGGAGCCCCAGGUCUCUUAGUAGGGCUUUCAGAGAAGUACAUUGUUUAGAAAAGAUUUGUUAAAGAAGUACUCAUUAAUUCAUAUGCAAACAUGUUGGUGAAGCAGAAUGCUAAGCACUGUACAUGAGUUCAUCUCCUUUAACCUUUGCAGUGAUUCCAAAAGCUAGGUACUAUUUGUUCCCAUUUUUAAGAGAUUCCACAGUAUAUACACGAUCUCACACAUACUAACUGGAUAUUUAAACUCAGAACUUCAGAGACAGGCGUGGUCUCAAAGCUGUUCGAGUGCUCAUCAAAGACAUCAGGACCUCAAUAAGCGUUAGCUCAAUACUGCUCUCAAGGGAAAUAGAAAGAUGUGAGUUCUUACUGUUCCCCCACUUGGCUCUGGGUCUCUUACUUUCUCCCUCUUCCUUCCAUUGUCCUCUUCAUUCUAACAUCUAAUCAACACACUUGGUGUAGGGGCAACUGAAUGACAGGCAGUGGGCCCAGUUAUGGAGAAAGAGAUAUGACUAAAAGAUGAGCUUCUCCCACUGGAGAAGGGAGUUGGGAGAGAUGCAGAAAAUCGCAUGAAAGUAAGCCAGAUGCAGGAUCUGCCUGGAGAUCUGACUGCAUCUUGUGCUGAUCCAAGAGAAAGGCUUGAAAGUUGGAGGCAGUCCCAUAGAUCAAUAUAUGUUUGUCUGUGAAUUUGUGACCAUUUAUUUAACAAGUCUUUCCUAAACAUACAUGCAGAGCAUCAUUCUGAAUGCUCUACUGGGAGGUUUCGGAUAAGUAGCCAUCACGGAUGCCCACUGGAAAGAUGCUGGCCAUUAAUGACGGCUGAAGCGCAGGCUGUGGCUUGAGAAUGACAUGGAUAGGCAGAGUGAGAAGACCAGAGAGGCUAGGGGUUUAGGGGAUAGUGCUAAGGAGACUGGAUUUAGAAUUCUUUGCUGUUUCUUGUCAAGAGUAGGUUCUAACAGGUAAUCUACAGUGUGCUCAGAACUGUACCCUGGCUUUCACCUCUUACCAAGCUCUAAGAUGCCCAGGCCUGGGUAGCUACAGCCACCAGUUAUCAAUGUAGUAUCCCUCUCAGCCACUGCCUCUUCUGGAUUCCCCAACGCUACUUACACUCAGCAUCCAGGUGUCCAGGCUGUAAUUGGAGCAUUCUAGGCCAAAGAAAAAGCGAUUUCAUAUCACUGAAACCUGGUCUAAUAGUUUGGGCUACAAGGCACGUAUGUUGAACUGACAACUGAGUAGAAACCCCCACGCCUGUCCUUCCCAGUCUCAUCAGUUUCCUCUUCAGGUCCAGGUUUUCUCUCACCUUAUCUCUCUCUAGUGCCUUGUACCUGGACUGUAAAUUGUGUAAGUGACAGGACCAGAACUUAAUGUGGUUUUGCAUUAUAGAUGGCCGGUAAAUGUCUGAUGAAUGAGAUGAGCUGCCUCAAAAUCUUGUUUUCUU
Molecule: messenger RNA, 14388 nt
Organism: Chionomys nivalis (European snow vole)
Lineage: Eukaryota; Metazoa; Chordata; Mammalia; Rodentia; Cricetidae
Gene: Med8
Product: mediator complex subunit 8
Exons: 7
Coding region: 57-863 (268 amino acids)
Biological process (GO): regulation of transcription by RNA polymerase II
Cellular component (GO): mediator complex; core mediator complex
Molecular function (GO): transcription coregulator activity; RNA polymerase II cis-regulatory region sequence-specific DNA binding
Source: RefSeq, a predicted model, not a curated record